CAACAAACCCUAAUAUAAUAUUUUCCAAAGCAGCCGCCUCCCUCUCUCUCUCUCUCCCUUCUCUCUAAAUGGACCAAGAUGUCGUCGGCGAAACCAACCGAUCACCGAACCCCCUCUUCUCCAACCGCCUCACCGGCGCCCCUCUCUCCCAUUUCAGGCGGAAGCAGCAGCCGGCGGAGCAGCCAUAGCCGCCGCCGCCGCUGCUCGAAUCGUUUCCCCCGCUCCGCUCUCCCAUCCCCGGCGAAGACAGCCGUCGACACUGCUCCGACUUUAUCUCCCAGAUCUGCCAUGAGCCACCGGCGAACAGUGCCGCCCCUUUUUUUGCAAUCAAGCCGCCGCAUCUCAUCCUCAAACGCGAAACAGCCAUCAGCGGCCAGCGCCGCUGCCUCCGUCGCGACUCCCCUGGGCGAAUUUCUGCUGUUUCUGCCAUGUUUGCCUCAGCGGAGGUGACGACCAGUGAGGCGCUGAUUAACAACAAUAUAACCGUUCCAAUCCUGUCAAAAAUAUGUGGUAAACAUCGACUUUUACGAUGGAUUCUUAAGAAUCCAUCCAAGGUUCCAUUCCGAGUGGAAUAUGUUACUAGGAUAGCGCAACAAGAUAGUGGAAGUUUAAAUUGUGGUGUAUUUGUAGCUGUUUAUGUUGAGUACCUGAGCGAGGGAUUCGGCAUUCCCUCAUCGGGUAUUGAUGCUCAAUACCAUUGCAUGAGAUAUGCCACUCUUUUGUGCAAGUAUGACUCUGUAAAGGCGGAGAAAUGAUACUUUAAUGAGAAUGACGAUCCACCAAUGCCAAAGAAGAAGCCUGUAGUUUGCAUAUUGAGUAGUUGUUUACUUAUUGGCUAGUUGACUGUUAUAUAGUUUGAUGAUGUUAGUACAUGCUGUUAUUGUUUUUUUUAGAUGUUUUUCAACAUCGUGGAUUCUACCUUACCACCAAUGAUUGCCAUAUGACUAUUCCAGAUUAUGAUAUAUUAUUAUUUUGUUGUACGUUUUUGUUACACU
Capsicum annuum is the source of this 995-nucleotide messenger RNA. RefSeq lists its product as uncharacterized. The coding region runs from base 429 to 755 and encodes 108 amino acids. Lineage: Eukaryota; Viridiplantae; Streptophyta; Magnoliopsida; Solanales; Solanaceae. The record is from RefSeq and is a predicted model, not a curated record. The transcript has 3 exons.